UGUAUUUUUGAGUGAAGAUGAAGAGGACUCUGAGUUCGGCUAUUUGCACUCUGGUUUCUGUUCCAUCUCAUGUCAUGCUUCCAAAGCAUGAGGAAGCUCCAUCAACCCUGCAACGCCCUCUUUCAGCAAUGGGUGAGGCCUGUUCAAGAAUGGACCUCACAACCAUCUAUCAAAUCUUAGUUAUUACACAUUAUAAGGAUGAUGAAGAAACUAUUAAGGAAUCACAGAUAAGGAAUGCAAGUUCUUAUUUACUGAAGAAACAUAGGGUGUAAAAAAAAAGUGGCAUUUUGGAUGUGCUUUGCGAGUGUUCGAGCCAAAAAUACUGGUACUUGAGAUAUACACAGGUAGUAUACAUGAGUAUGCAUUUAGUAACGACACAUCUAUACUCAUGCAUUCAUUGUUCAGCACUGGUAAUGAACAGGAUUCGUCUUCAGUGUGUUCUGGAAACUCGGAAGGCAAUGCUCCACAAAGAGCAAGCAAUGGCUUGUGCCCGUGCUUUAGUUGCUGCAUUUGAUCUGAAUUAUAUCGACCAUCUCAUCUCUUUUGUUGAUGCUUUUGGAACAUGUCAAUCUUCAACUUAUUCCAGUUUUUCCUUCUUCUUUUCUUUGUAGGGAGUUGGUGUUUAAAAUCUUGGUAAAAGAAUAUAAUGUGUCUUUUUUCAUUCAGGGAAGCAUGCAUCAAUUUCACUAAUCUAUGCAAGAGAAAAAAAUGAAGAUAGGCUUUGGGUAGAUGAAAUUGCUACAAUGCAGACUAGCUCUCAUCCAUAAUUGCCAUAUUUGGGAACAUCUGGGAUCACACUUGCCGAUCAUGAAUAUGCUGAUGAGUGAUGAUAGUCAGAAUCUUAUGAUUAAUGUUCACCCAAAUAGUCUCUCUGGUGGGAAACAAAAUGGCUCUGUAGAUGCAUCAGUGUCUGAUUCAAGUGGAAGUCAUGGAAGUUUGGACAUUAUUCAAGGUAUUGUCCUAUUUGUCAUUACAUCUUAAAACAUGUUUUGACUUGUGACACAAUCAUUAGAAGCGUCUUGACAAAUGAGAAGUUUAUAUGUAAAUGGAACAUGGGGGGUUGAUUAUGGCAAUCCACAC
Messenger RNA from Juglans regia (Persian walnut), 1080 nucleotides. Its product is annotated as serine/threonine-protein kinase BSK1-like. Bases 18 to 272 code for a protein of 84 amino acids. NCBI's taxonomy places the organism in Eukaryota, Viridiplantae, Streptophyta, Magnoliopsida, Fagales, Juglandaceae. Gene Ontology annotation, molecular function: protein kinase activity. Gene Ontology annotation, biological process: brassinosteroid mediated signaling pathway. The record is from RefSeq and is a predicted model, not a curated record. The transcript is spliced from 3 exons.